Messenger RNA from Penicillium oxalicum, 1341 nucleotides. RefSeq lists its product as uncharacterized. Bases 1 to 1341 code for a protein of 446 amino acids. The record is from RefSeq and is a predicted model, not a curated record. NCBI's taxonomy places the organism in Eukaryota, Fungi, Ascomycota, Eurotiomycetes, Eurotiales, Aspergillaceae. The transcript has 2 exons.
AUGGCCUCGCCCGAUCUCGACCAAGAUAUCUCGCCUGUACCCCGGUCUCGUGAGGAGAACCAGGAAAGGGCGUUCAUCGCUGCGUCGCGACGAAAGGACCGCAGUCUGGAUGCUCGUCUUGAGUCAGCCAACCGAGCGUCGAUGCUGCAUAAGAAGCGGACAGGCAAGGCGUUCCACAUCACCAAAGAGAUCGUCGAGAAAGAGGCCAUGUAUGAAGAAGUCGAUGAGCGCUACCAAGAGAAGCGCAUCCGGAUGUUGCAAGCACAGAACAUGCAGAUCGAAGAGCAAUUCCAUCGUCAUUUGCUGGCUGCCUUUGCAGCCCGCAGUAACUCCAACUCGGCCGCGUCGUCCAUCGCCAGCCGCCGGGCAAGCCUGGCACCGCAUGCUUCUGGAGAAGGAAGCACUGCACGGAAGAUGAGCCUCGACCUGUCCAACUUGCGAUCCCCAUUUUCAGCCGGCCUCGGGUCCGGCUCCCUGACGAGCCCCGUCACCACGGGGGACGGCUACUUGCUGUCUCCAUCCACGACAUAUGACCCCAGCGGACAACCAUAUCUGGGCAACUGCACGGAUGGCUCCGGUGCUUACUCGUCGCACAUGGUCACUCCGGCAGCCCAGAUUCCCGCGUACGCUAUUCAAGCACAGACUCCCACGCCCACUUGGGGCCAGAUGAACUGGGCCUCUUAUCAACAUCAGGUGCCCACUCCUUCUCAGACGCCAAACGACGCACACGCUGUGCGGAUGUGGCAACAGCAGAUGAUGCAGCAAGCGCAAAUGCCGGCGGACGCUGCCGCCGCCAUCCAGAUGCGACAAUUCCGCGAUCGCUUGGCUUCCGCACCGGAACUGCCGGUGCAGCACCUCGCUCAGCCCACGCAGCCCAGUCAACAACCCAUGGCCCCGGCCGCCUCCAUCUCGGGCCCCAGUGGCGGCCACGGCCACGGCCACUCCCGUGGGCACUCCCAGCCCAGUAAUCACGCUCACAACCUUCAACUGCUCACGCAAGGCACCCACCUCACCCACUUGACACCCUCCAACACCGGCUCUCCGCAGGUUGAGACGUUCUCGGCGGAAACUCAGUCCACGCCCGAGUUCUGCCCCACUCCCAAUACGCCCCUGUCUCCUACGGCGCUGGGCACAAUGCAGAAUAGCGGGGUGGUCUCUAAACUUGAUGGGGAUUUCGGCGAAGCACUAAUGGUUUCUCAUGAGGGAUCUGAUCCCGAUUUUAAUGAGUUCAGCCAGUUUGCUCACGGUCUACCCAGUGGUCCCAACUCUCUGUCAGAUCGCGAACCGUUUGGCUUUGACGAGUUUGUCGCACUGGAUGAUUUUGGCACCGUUUCGUGCUAA